AUGUCGCGGAAUUUUCUGAAUGAGGACUUUGGAUCCGAGGAGGAGGAUGAUGAUUUCAACCCCGCGCCCGUGGAGGACUCGGAUAACGAUGAUGUCAAACCGCAGGCACCGAACCGCGCUCGAAUGGAAGAUGAUGAGGAGGAUGACGACGACGAAGAUGUCAAGCCUGAACGCGCCAACCGAGAGGAUAGCGAGGAUGAUGUGAGGGCAAGGGGCUACGCCAAUAACGCUCGCCGAGCUGAUGCUCGUGACGAGGAUGAUGAGAAUGAGGACGAAGACGAAGGUGAAGGGGAGGAAGACGAUGAAGAGGAUGAGGAAGAUGAAGAAGAGGACGAAGAUGAGCAGGAGGUUUCCUCAGGUCGGCCGAAAAAGCGAAUGAGAAGAGGGGGCAUCCAUAACUUCAUUGAUACUGAAGCCGGUGUUGAUGAAGAAGAGGACGAAGCGGAAGACGAGGAGGAUGAACUGGCCGAUUUCGGUGCUGAGAUGCACCCGGAUGAUUUGGAUGCCCUCCCUGCCGGUGCCGAGACCGAUGACCGCCGUCACAGGCAACUCGAUCGUCAGCGUGAGCUCGAGGCCAGCAUGGAUGCCGAGAAACAAGCACAGCUGCUUAAGGAAAGAUAUGGACGGAAUCGCGCUGCCGCGUCGGAUGCAGUUGUCGUGCCCAAGCGGCUGCUGCUUCCUAGUGUCGACGACCCCAGUAUCUGGGGUGUUCGCUGCAAGGCCGGCAAGGAGCGCGAAGUUGUAUUCUCCAUUCAGAAGCGGAUUGAAGAGCGACCUCCUGGAUCUCGGAAACCGAUGAAAAUCAUCUCCGCGUUCGAGCGCGGCGGCGCCAUGAGUGGUUAUAUCUAUGUCGAAGCGCGGAGACAGGCCGAUGUAAUGGAGGCGCUGGAAGACAUGUCCAACGUGUACCCGCGCACGAAGAUGAUUCUCGUGCCCGUGCGCGAGAUGCCCGAUCUUCUACGAGUACAGAAGUCCGAAGAGCUAAAUCCCGGCGGAUGGGUCCGUAUCAAGCGAGGCAAGUACCAAGGCGAUCUUGCCCAGAUCGAGGAAGUCGACACCAAUGGAUUGGAAGUCACGGUCCGUUUGGUUCCUCGGUUAGAUUAUGGCUUGAACGAAGACAGUAGUGCCCCGGUGGUUGACAUCAAGAGAAAGCGUCCUGGCAUGAACACUGCGGGCCCUCGGGCGCCCCAAAGACUCUUCAGUGAAGCCGAAGCCAAGAAGAGGCAUGGAAAGUAUCUGUCUGCUACAUCUGGCCUGGGUGGAAAGUCGUGGAGCUACCUCGGCGAGACAUACAUUGACGGUUUCCUCAUCAAGGACAUGAAGGUGCAACAUCUCAUCACGAAGAAUGUCAAUCCCCGACUCGAGGAAGUGACUAUGUUUGCACGGGGUUCUGAUGACGGAACUUCGAAUCUGGAUCUGGCCUCGCUCGCAGAAACGCUCAAGAAUUCGACCGCCGAGGAAUCAUACCUGCCUGGGGAUCCCGUUGAGGUGUUCCGAGGCGAACAGCAGGGCCUGGUUGGCCGCACCACAUCGACCCGGGGAGAUAUCGUGACCUUGCAAGUCACCGAAGGUGAACUGGCUGGACAGACAAUAGACGCCCCCGUCAAAUCCUUGCGCAAGCGCUUCAGAGAGGGUGAUCAUGUCAAGGUUAUUGGAGGCAGUCGGUACCAGGAUGAGCUGGGUAUGGUGGUACAGGUCAAGGAUGAUACAGUGACUCUGCUCAGUGAUAUGAGCAUGCAGGAAAUCACUGUCUUUAGCAAGGAUCUUAGGUUAUCUGCGGAAGCGGGCGUUGAUGGGAAGCUGGGCAUGUUCGACGUCCAUGAUCUGGUUCAACUUGAUGCCUCUACUGUUGCAUGCGUCGUCAAGGUCGACCGUGAAUCGCUGAGAGUUCUGGAUCAGAAUGGCUCCAUUCGCAAUGUGCUUCCGUCUCAAGUUGCCAACAAAAUCACACCUCGUCGAGAUGCGGUUGCCACUGAUCGCAAUGGUGCCGAAAUUCGGCACGGCGAUACCGUGCGAGAGGUUUAUGGAGAGCAGCGCAGUGGUGUGAUUGCUCACAUUUACCGCUCGUUCCUCUUCUUGCAUAACAAGUCGCAAGCUGAGAACUCGGGUAUUGUCGUUGUCCGUACCACUAACGUCGUGACCGUCUCUGCCAAGGGCGGCAGAUCCACCGGGCCUGAUCUUAACAAAAUGAAUCCUGCCAUGAUGAGGAAUGGCAUGCCUGGCGGCGGGAUGGGCCCUCCUAAGACCUUUGGUCGUGAUCGACUGAUCGGCAAGACAGUUCAGGUGAGGAAGGGUCCGUACAAGGGUCUCGUUGGCAUUGUGAAGGAUUCGACAGACAUGCAAGCACGAGUCGAGCUUCACUCGAGGAACAAGCUCGUGACAAUCCCCAAAGAGGUCCUUGUUGUCAAAGACCCCGUUACUGGCCAGACGCUCGACAUGUCUCGGAAGGGAGGUCAGCGCGCACCAUAUGGCGCUUCUGCUGCACCACCAUCCGGCUGGCAUGGUGGCCGUACCCCAAUGGCAGCAGCUGAUUCUUCCAGAACGCCUGCGUGGGGUGGCGCUUCUUCUGCUCGAACACCCGCUUGGGCAGGCGUUGGCGGUUCCCGUACUCCGGCAUGGAAGAUGGAUGGAUCGCGUACAUCGAAUCCUUACGAUGGCAGCCGAACUGCGUACGGUGGUGGCGUCGGAUCGCGCACACCGGCAUGGAACGCCGGGGCACGAACGCCCUACGACUCCGGCUCGGGAUCAAGCGGCUUCGACGCGUUCGCAGCAGGAUCUCGGACACCAGCCUGGGGCGGCGCGAACGCUGGCGGCCGCACACCAGCCUGGGGUGGCGCAGGCUCAACCGCAGGAGGACACAAGGAGUCCCGGGAGUACGCAGACGCACCCACCCCCGGAGGCAACUACUCCGCUCCGACUCCAGGUGCAUACGCCAGCGCCCCGACCCCGGGAGCCUGGGCCGACAGCGCCCCGACCCCAGGUGCUUACAACGCCCCUACACCGGGCGGCCCCUCAAGCCGUCCGUACGAUGCACCCACGCCGGCGAUGGGUGGUGCGGCCGCGACCCCGGGGGCUGGGCCAUAUGGGGACGGCGAGGAUGGCGGGCCUCGCUAUGACGAUGGGACACCUAGUCCUUAA
Messenger RNA from Aspergillus clavatus NRRL 1, 3138 nucleotides. RefSeq names its product transcription elongation factor spt5 (gene spt5). Gene Ontology annotation, molecular function: protein binding; mRNA binding. The record is from RefSeq and is a predicted model, not a curated record. Gene Ontology annotation, cellular component: DSIF complex. The transcript is spliced from 5 exons. Gene Ontology annotation, biological process: regulation of transcription by RNA polymerase II; transcription elongation-coupled chromatin remodeling; transcription elongation by RNA polymerase II. Bases 1 to 3138 code for a protein of 1045 amino acids. NCBI's taxonomy places the organism in Eukaryota, Fungi, Ascomycota, Eurotiomycetes, Eurotiales, Aspergillaceae.